AUGGGUAAAUCGCAGUCCAAACUAUCGCCCAGCCAGCUCGAAGAGCUUCAAAGAUCAACACAUUUUGACAAGAAGGAGCUCCAACAGUGGUAUAAAGGCUUCCUCAAAGACUGCCCGUCCGGCACCCUUACAAAAGAAGAAUUCCAGAAGAUAUACCGGCAGUUUUUCCCCUUUGGCGACCCUUCGUCGUUUGCCAAUUAUGUCUUCCGUGUGUUUGACGCAGACGGAAGCGGUAUGAUCGACUUUAAAGAGUUCAUCUGUGCCCUCUCCGUCACGUCAAGGGGUAAGAUGGAGGAUAAACUCGACUGGGCGUUCCAGUUAUACGACAUCGAUGGAGAUGGCAAGAUCAGCUACGAAGAGAUGCUCGCUAUCGUCGAGGCUAUUUAUAAAAUGGUUGGCUCCAUGGUCAAGCUCCCUGAGGACGAAGACACUCCUGAAAAACGGGUACAGAAAAUAUUCCGGAUGAUGGACAAGGAUGAGAAUGGAAGCUUGGAUAUCAGCGAGUUCAAGGAAGGAAGCAAGCGAGACGAGACUAUAGUUAGUGCUCUAUCCUUGUACGAUGGCUUAGUAUAG
Trichophyton rubrum CBS 118892 is the source of this 573-nucleotide messenger RNA. RefSeq names its product calcium-binding protein NCS-1. Gene Ontology annotation, molecular function: calcium ion binding. Gene Ontology annotation, cellular component: intracellular membrane-bounded organelle; cytosol; membrane. The transcript has 4 exons. The record is from RefSeq and is a predicted model, not a curated record. The coding region runs from base 1 to 573 and encodes 190 amino acids. Lineage: Eukaryota; Fungi; Ascomycota; Eurotiomycetes; Onygenales; Arthrodermataceae.